Aspergillus neoniger CBS 115656 is the source of this 955-nucleotide messenger RNA. RefSeq lists its product as uncharacterized. The coding region runs from base 166 to 831 and encodes 221 amino acids. NCBI's taxonomy places the organism in Eukaryota, Fungi, Ascomycota, Eurotiomycetes, Eurotiales, Aspergillaceae. The transcript is spliced from 2 exons. The record is from RefSeq and is a predicted model, not a curated record.
GGAAUUUGUUCUAGAGUCGCAUUUUUGAGAGCGAUUUUCGGCCAAUUCUACCGAUCGUGAGCAUGUUGUGCCACGAGCAUAGUAUAAAUAUGGCCGUCUGACCCGUCGAGGUUUACUUGUAUUCCAGGCUCAGAUCUCCAGAACACAAGUAUCCGCAUCAUCAUCAUGAUUCCCGCUAUCCUGACCGGAGUUUCCAUGCUCGCAGGCUCUGCCUACGCUUCGGCCGUGCAACCCGUUCGCGCCACCGGAGGAUGCACCAACAUCAAUUCGUACUCCCCGGAGACUGGAACCACCGGCUACUUCAUGCUUGCUGCCACCGACUGCAAGAACGUUACCGCGCCGGAUCAGGCUUGCCCUAUUGAGGGAUUUGGUGAUACCAGCGUUGUCUUCCGCACUGCUGGAGAGACUGGUAUCCAUAUGGGAUAUAUCGCCAUCGGCUCCGAAAACGACGAGGCCAAGAACCCCAUCAUCUGCGAUGACUCCUCUCCUUCUAUCCUCAACGGCCUUGUCGAGACCGGCGUGAGCGGAUACAGCUUCCAGCCAUUGAACAUCAGUUCUAUCCCCUAUACCGCGCUCAUGAUGUGGGGAUUGGACGAGCAGGCGUCCGUCCCGGUCGACUUUUACCACCACUAUGUGAACGGCACGCAGCAGGACGGCCUGUUUAUUGGCGCCAACAAUGUCACUACUUGGGCUAUCAAGGAGUACUCUGAUUCUGGAUCGAAGCUGCCGUACUGGUUGUUCCGUCUGUUGGGGCCCGAUAGUGAGGAUCCUAUCACUGGUGCGGCAUUGGAGCAGGGGGAGUUGGUUACCUAUAUUAAGGUUAGAUAUUAGUUGGGAGGAAUCCACAUCUGUGCCUGCAGAACACGGGUUAAUUGUUGGAUGGGAUUUGAGUUCCCUGCUCUAUUAGUGGACAGGAGAGUUACCUCCCGCAGACGGGUCAAUCAAUAUGUUGAAC